This is a messenger RNA of Enhydra lutris kenyoni (northern sea otter), 4049 nucleotides long. Its product is annotated as RAB11 family interacting protein 5. Gene Ontology annotation, biological process: regulated exocytosis. Gene Ontology annotation, molecular function: small GTPase binding. NCBI's taxonomy places the organism in Eukaryota, Metazoa, Chordata, Mammalia, Carnivora, Mustelidae. The coding region runs from base 37 to 1998 and encodes 653 amino acids. The transcript is spliced from 5 exons. The record is from RefSeq and is a predicted model, not a curated record. Gene Ontology annotation, cellular component: secretory granule; early endosome; phagocytic vesicle.
UGGCCGCUUCUGCCGGCCUCGUCCGCCGCCUCCGCCAUGGCCCUGGUGCGGGGCGCCGAGCCCGCCGCGGGGCCCUCCCGCUGGCUACCCACGCACGUCCAGGUGACUGUGUUGCGGGCCCGCGGGCUGCGGGGCAAGAGCUCAGGAGCGGGCAGCACCAGCGACGCGUACACGGUGAUCCAGGUGGGCCGCGAGAAGUACAGCACGUCGGUGGUGGAGAAGACGCCGGGCUGCCCGGAGUGGCGCGAGGAGUGCUCUUUCGAGCUGCCACCCGGUGCCCUGGACGGCCUCCUUCGGGCGCAGGAGGCCGAUGCGGGCCCGGUUCCCUGGGCGGCGGGCUCUGCCGCCGCCUGCGAGCUGGUACUCACCACCAUGCACCGCUCGCUCAUCGGCGUUGACAAGUUCCUGGGCCAGGCCACGGUGGCGCUGGACGAGGUCUUUGGCGCAGGCCGCGCCCAGCAUACGCAGUGGUACAAGCUGCACUCCAAGGCCGGCAAGAAGGAGAAGGAGCGCGGAGAGAUCCAAGUCACAAUCCAGUUCACUCGAAACAACCUGAGCGCCAGCAUGUUUGACCUGUCCAUGAAGGACAAGCCGCGGUCCCCUUUCAGCAAGAUCAAGGACAAGAUGAAGGGCAAGAAGAAGUUUGAGCUGGAGUCUGCCUCGGCCAUCCUCCCAAGCAGUGCCCUGGAGGACCCCGAGCUGGGCAGCCUGGGCAAGAUGGGCAAAGCCAAAGGCUUCUUCCUCCGUAACAAGCUGCGCAAGUCCUCCCUGACGCAGUCCAGCACCUCUCUGGGUUCGGACAGCACCCUGUCCUCUGCCAGCGGGAGCCUGGCCUACCAGGGCCCGGGUGCCGAGCUCCUGACCCGCUCGCCCAGCCGCAGCAGCUGGCUGUCCAGCGAAGGAGGCAGGGACGCCACCCAGUCCCCCAAGUUGCUCACCCACAAAAGGACCUAUAGCGAUGAGGCCAGCCAGAUGCGAGCGACGCCGCCCCGAUCCCUCCUGGACCUGCAGGGCCACCUGGAGACUGCCUCCCGCUCCUCCCUAUGCGUCAACGGGAGCCACAUUUACAAUGAGGAGCCCCCGGCACUCCCACGGCACCGCAGCUCCAUCUCGGGCCCGUUUCCACCCUCCGGCUCUCUGCAUAGCGUGUCUCCCCGGCCCGCUGAGGAGGGGGCUCGGCCUGCAGAUGACUCUGGGGGCAGAGGCAGCCGCCGCACCAGCAUCUCAGAGGUGCUGCCAGGACAGGAGGAGCUGAGCUCUCGGGCCAAAGUGUUGGUCCCUGGCACCAACCGCUCUGGAGAGGAGGAGGGGGCCCUGCUCCCUGAGGGAAAGCCCGUACAGGUUGCCACGCCCAUGGUGGCCUCCUCUGAGGCUGUGGCCGAGAAGGAGGGAGCCCGGAAGGAGGAGCGGAAGCCCCGGAUGGGUCUCUUCCACCAUCACCACCAGGGGCUGAGUCGGAGCGAGCUGGGGCGCCGCGGCUCUCUGGGGGAGAAGGGGGGUCCCACCCUGGGGGCCUCCCCACACCACCCAUCCAGCGGGGAGGAAAAGGCCAAGAGUAGCUGGUUUGGCUUGAGAGAAGCCAAGGAACCAACUCAGAAACCCAGUCCCCACCCCGUGAAGCCGCUCAGUGCUGCUCCCGCCGAGGGCAGCCCAGACAGGAAGCAGCCCCGCUCCAGUCUGAGUACAGCUCUGAGCAGCGGGCUGGAGAAGCUCAAGACGGUCACAUCCGGCGGCAUUCAGCCUGUGGCUCCAGCCCCCCACGUGGGCCAGACUGUGGACGCCAAGAGGCUGAAGGACUCAAGUGUGCUGGACCAGUCGGCCAAGUACUACCACCUGACCCACGACGAGCUCAUCGGCCUGCUCCUGCAGCGGGAGCGGGAGCUGAGCCAGCGGGAUGAGCACGUGCAGGAGCUGGAGAGCUACAUUGACCGGCUGCUGGUGCGGAUCAUGGAGACCUCACCCACACUGCUGCAGAUCCCCCCUGACCCCCCCAAGUAGCCCUCCCCACCCCUGCCCCUGGGAGGGUCAUGUGGGCCCACUGCCCAAACCGGGCCUGCACUGCCCUCCCUCCCACUGAACUCACUCUCACCCGGGCAGGCUGCUGUCUGUCCUCCAUUGUCACUCCUUGCUCCCCCUGCCUCCUGCCUCUGUGGGGGUUGCUGGAAGAGGGGCCCUCGGGACUCCCAUUGCAGGCAUCAGGUUCCAUGUACAAUUUGUGUGUCUUUGGGAACCCUCCAUGGGUCUUUCCCACCUGCCUAUUUUCAUGUCCCUUAGUUUUGGGGGCUCCAGGGAAUUGGAACAAAGAAUUCAGCCCUCAAGUCAGAGCCGGGGUGAGCAACAAUUUGAUGUGGCAUCUGGGACGCGCUUUAUUACCCCACAACAACAGUCAUUUCAUCCAAGGCUAAACCCUUGUCCCCGUCAUCAUCUGUCUCCGGCCCCUAGAGGGCUCCUAGCAUUACUGGGGCUGUGGCAGGAACCAGGCUGCCCAGUUUGCAGUUCUAGGUAACUGGAGCCUCGUGUCUGUUCCCUUGAGAGCAAGGAGCAUGAUCUGGUCUCGUCUCUGCUGUGACCCGAUUCUGUGUGUUUCCAGCAGUUGGCAGAGCGAGGGCCAUGUGGACGAAGGGAGAUGGAGAUGUGGAUUUCCCGGGCCCCCGCCGCUCUCUUCCUCUGUUCUUCCCAUUGAGCAUCUCUCAUGUGAAUGCAUGGAAAGCUGGGGAAAGGGUGGGGAGAACACUCCUCGCACACCUCUGGGCUGUGGGCCCUCCGCAGGCCUCGGGGCUUUGGGCUGCUUAUGUUUGGGGAUCAACCCUCCAUGUUUGUUUUUGUUGCCUGUCCAGAUGCCAAAACUCUGUGCUGCUGUGGGGUUUGAACUUUUGGAAACCAAUUAAAAUGUGCCUUUUGUGGGUGGGGUCAAAAGCCUCUGGAUGUAGACCUCUCUCUCUCUCUGUUUGGUGUCCCCCUCCCUCCCUCUUGAGCACAUGGGGCUGGAUCUGUCAGGCCCUGGGUAUGGGAAAGGAGGAUGGGUCAGCCUUGCUGUGCCCUGUGCCCCUCCCCUAGAGUUAAUUUCAGUUAAGGGUCUGGCGAAGCUGCCACUGCUCCUUUAAUGUUCCUGCCACCUUCUCUUCAUCCCUCAACCCCAACUGAGAAGGUUCCUGGGUUAACAACUACAUUCUGGAAGUAGGAGGUCCCAUUCUGCCUAUACUUAGGAAAUAGCCUUUGUUGCCCUCCCGUCAUCUGCCAGCUGCUCUCCCAGCCUGUCCCUUCUGUCCAUGGCCUUGCCUGGCUUGGCUGCAGUGCACUUUGAAAUGAAGUGUCUGUCCUUUGGCCCAGCCCCUGGUUUGCUUGCAGAAAAUGUGACAGGCUUCCCAUGGCAUCUGCAGGGAACAUUUAGUGACUUGGGGUACCCUGCUUGAGCAAAGGUUUUGGGGUGAGGAGGUGCUGAAGGAGGAUACUGUUGACCCAGCAAGGAGGCAAGAGCUCCUCUGGGACCUCCUUUUCUUCCUGAGAGGGCCUAUGGGAUCUCUCUGAAAGCCUUGGAAGGAAAUGUGCACUAUGGGUGAUGUCUUCUGCCAGGAUGAAGCAGAGGACCCCACCCACACACAUGAGCGGAAAGUCUCUGUAAUGUUACCUACCCUAAGGAUCACUCAUCAAAGCUGAGAAAGUGUCCACAGGUGUGCAGGUCUUGGGUCAUGUUUUUUGGGGGUCAUUGGGAUUUGGGUAGGUAUCUCUUCUGGGGGAAGGGGAGACCUCUUCUACUACAUAUUCUUCCGGGCUCUACUUAUUAUCAGCCCUGACCCUGAUCUUCUGCUCAUCCUUGACCAUGGCCCUCCAAAAUGCCCAGGGCAAGGAUGUCUUCAGGAGAGUUGUGAGUUGAAGCCCAGGGUUCUUGUCGGACGUUUCUGCUCCUGGCCACAACGUGGAGAGUUGCAGGCAGGGUGGGCAGAGAGCAGGCACAGUUCUGCUUUGCUGUUUGUCUUCCUAGUUGUAACUCCUGUUUAUAAAGAGCUUGUUCUUCAUGUUUUGAGCACUUUAUGAAGAAUAAAAAGUUC